Messenger RNA from Cervus elaphus (red deer), 1292 nucleotides. It is a transcript of the gene CAPG, whose product is annotated as capping actin protein, gelsolin like. NCBI's taxonomy places the organism in Eukaryota, Metazoa, Chordata, Mammalia, Artiodactyla, Cervidae. The coding region runs from base 129 to 1178 and encodes 349 amino acids. The record is from RefSeq and is a predicted model, not a curated record. Gene Ontology annotation, cellular component: cytoplasm; actin cytoskeleton. Gene Ontology annotation, molecular function: phosphatidylinositol-4,5-bisphosphate binding; actin filament binding. The transcript has 10 exons. Gene Ontology annotation, biological process: actin filament severing; barbed-end actin filament capping; actin polymerization or depolymerization.
GUGGGGCUGAUAGGUGGGGCCACCUGGAGGAAGAGUUGAGGGAAGUGAGAGACUGAGGUGGGGCUGGAGGAGCCUGAAAAGCAGAAGUGGGAGGAAGCAGAGCUGCGUGGAACAGAUCCAGAAACAGCAUGUACUCACCCAUCCCCCAGAGCAGCUCUCCGUUCCCACCGACCGUGAAGCUCCCUGGCCUGCACAUAUGGAGGGUGGAGAAGCUGAAGCCAGUGCCAGUGGCCCCUGAGAACUACGGCAUGUUCUUCUCGGGAGACUCCUAUCUGGUGCUGCACAAUGGCCCUGAAGAGCUCUCCCACCUGCACCUGUGGAUCGGCCAGCAGUCUUCCCGGGACGAGCAGGGGGCCUGUGCCAUGCUGGCCGUGCACCUCAACACCCUGCUUGGAGAGCGGCCCGUGCAGCACCGAGAGUCACAGGGCAAUGAGUCCGACCUCUUCAUGAGCUACUUCCCCCAUGGCCUCAAGUACCAGGAAGGCGGCGUGGAGUCGGCGUUUCACAAGACCUCCCCAGGGACCGCCCCGGCCGCCAUCAAGAAACUCUACCAGGUGAAGGGCAAGAAGAACAUUCGUGCCACCGAGCGGGUGCUGAGCUGGGACAGUUUCAACACAGGGGACUGCUUCAUCCUGGACCUGGGCCAGAACAUCUUUGCCUGGUGUGGUGCGAAGUCCAACAUUCUGGAGCGGAACAAGGCACGGGACCUGGCUCUAGCCAUCCGGGACAGCGAGCGGCAGGGCAAGGCCCACGUGGAGAUCAUCACCGAUGGGGAGGAGCCUGCUGACAUGAUCCAGGUCUUGGGUCCGAAGCCGUCUCUGAAGGAGGGUAACCCUGAGGAAGACCUCACAGCUGACCGGACAAACGCCCAGGCUGCGGCUCUGUAUAAGGUCUCUGACGCCACUGGGCAGAUGAACCUGACCAAGCUGGCCGAUUCCAGCCCCUUCGCCCUCGAGCUGCUGAUACCCGACGACUGCUUUGUGCUGGACAACGGACUCUGCGGCAAGAUCUACAUCUGGAAGGGGCGCAAAGCUAAUGAGAAGGAGCGGCAGGCGGCCCUCCAAGUGGCCGAGGACUUUAUCGCCCGCAUGCGGUACGCCCCAAACACUCAGGUGGAGAUUCUGCCCCAGGGCCGCGAGAGUGCCAUCUUCAAGCAAUUCUUCAAGGACUGGAAAUGAGGGCGGGCGUCUCCCUGCCCCUACCUCCUACCCACCUGCUCCUCCUCUGGCCUCCUGGUCAGUGCUGAGGUGCCCCUGCCCGUGGUCAAUAAAGGAGACCAGUGCUUUUCUUGC